CCACCAUAUGUUUCCAUCCCUGAUGUACUGGUUAUACGCGCCUCGAAUCUCGCGUAUGUAGUCUCCGUCGGUAUUGUCCAGUAGGAAGAUUGUUUUUGAUCAGCAGGCCCUCUCACUUGGUCUAUUGCCACAAGGAUGCAUUUCAGAAUGGUGCAGGUACCAGUGCAUGGGCGUAGCGUCCUUGCAAUACCCAUGGCCACGAGAUGGGAGGGUUGUUUAUGUUCGCUUGGCUAAUCGGGCAAGCUCAAAUCCACUAUGGAGCGCCUGGCGAAAGCCCUGUAUAAAAUGAGAAUAUAUAUAGUGCACCAUAGCGCCAGGUUGUGUAGAGGGUUGUGGCUGUUCGAUCUUUGCUGGUUCAUCUGAUCAAUUCGGUUCGUUCUAUUCUCCAAGAUGAAGAGCAUUUCUUUCAUCAAUGCGGCUGCGCUGCUUUCCACUCUUUUCACCCCUAUUGUUCUCGCGCAGGACAAAUUUACUCAUUCUUCCGGCAUCGAGUUUUUGCGACAGGUCAUCCCCGAAGCCCAGACUACCGGUGGCUUUGAAUGGGGCUACGCUUUGCCAGGUGCGCCCACCGGGAGCAACGAUGAGUACAUUGGAUACAUUCGCGGUUCCACUCCAAACAAGAAAGGAUGGUCCGGCAUCGCUCACAAGGCCGGCAUGGCCAACUCCCUACUGCUUGUAGCAUGGCCAGAUGGUACCGCUAUCAAAACUAAAUUCGCGUUCGCAACCGGUUAUGUGGCCCCCGAAGACUACACUGGCAAUGCUACCAUCACUCAAAUCUCGCACCAGAUCAACGAUACAAACUUUGAGUUAGUGUACCGCUGCCAAUGGUGUUGGAUCUGGAACCAAAAUGGUGCGGAAGGUUCGCAGAUCCCGGCAGACACUCAGGUCAUCAGUUGGGCGCAGCACAAAGACGUCCCAGGCACCACUUGGGUGCAGCACGACAAUGGACAAUCAAUCUUCGGUAUUCCAGUAGCAGGAGCUAGGAAUGCGAAGUACACCGACUGGGUCAAGCUGGCCGGCGGUGGCGCUACACCAACGUCUUCGGGCGUCUCUACUGCUACACCGACGUCAGCAAAGCCGUCCACCUGCACUGGCCAGGCUGCUCCUACCGGAUCGUACGACUACAUCGUUGUUGGUGGCGGUGCCGGCGGUAUCCCUCUCGCUGAUAAGUUGUCAGAAUCGGGCAAGAGUGUUCUCUUGAUCGAGAAAGGUCCGCCAUCACUGGGACGAUUUGGUGGCACCAUGGGCCCUGCUUGGCUCAAAGGAACUGGUCUUACUCGAUUCGACGUCCCAGGUCUCUGCAAUCAGAUAUGGGUCGAUUCCGCCGGUGUCGCUUGUACUGAUAUCGACCAAAUGGCCGGAUGUGUCUUGGGCGGAGGCAGUGCUGUCAACGCUGCGCUGUGGUGGAAACCAGUCAAUGUUGAUUGGGAUACCAGCUUCCCCAACGGAUGGAAGGCUGGCGAUGUCAGUGGUGCCAUCGAUCGGGUCUUCAAGCGCAUUGCUGGCACAGACACACCUUCAAAGGAUGGCAAACGCUACAAACAGGAGGGCUACGAUGUUCUCUCCGGCGCCCUCGGUGCAGAUGGCUGGAAAGAGUUGACUGCCAACGACAAGCCCAACGAGAAGAACCGAGUGUACUCUCAUACCCCGUUCAUGUAUGAGAAUGGACAGAGACAGGGCCCUCUUGGUACAUAUCUUGUCACCGCGCUCGCAAGGAAGAACUUCAAACUCUUCACGAACACCGCUGUUCGACGUAUUGUUCGCACUGGUGGUAAAGCUACUGGUGUCGAGCUCGACGGUGGUGCGGGCGGUUAUUGCGGCACUGUGAAACUCAACACUGGCGGUCGUGUCAUUUCCUCUGCCGGCACUUUCGGUACUCCCAAGCUCCUCUUCCGAAGUGGUAUCGGACCUAAGGCGCAGCUUGACAUUGUCAAGAACAGCGCUCAGGACGGAUCCACCUUCAUCAACUCGACAGAGUGGAUCGACCUUCCAGUCGGAUCUAAUCUACUCGAUCACGUCAACACCGAUCUCGUUAUCAAGCACCAGAACAUCUCUUUCUACGACUUCUAUGCGGCAUGGAACUCACCCAUCGCUGCCGACAAGGCCGCCUAUCUCGACAACCGCUCUGGUAUUCUUGCCUCGUCCGCCCCCAACAUUGGUCCCCUUGCAUGGGAGGUCAUUCCGGGUACCGACGGGAUUGACCGCGCGAUCCAAUGGACUUCACGUGUUGAAGGGCCUGGCGCGAACGAUACUCACCAUCUCACCAUCAGUCAGUACCUUGGUCGUGGCUCGACCUCACGCGGAGCUCUUUCUAUCAACGGUGCCCUGAAUAUGUUCGUCAGCGACUCGCCUUAUCUCAAGAACCAGGCGGAUACCGAUGCCGUCAUCACUGGCAUAAAGAGCAUGCUUAAAGCUAUUCAGAAGAACCCAAAGAUUGAAGUACAGGUCCCGCCUGCGGGUACAACGGUGGAGCAAUACGUUGCUAGCCUUCCCAAGACUCCCUCUGCUCGUCGUGCAAACCAUUGGAUUGGAACGGCUAAGAUCGGAUCGGACAGUGGUCUCACUGGCGGCACGUCUGUCGUUGACCUCAACACGAAGGUCUACGGCACAGACAACAUCCAUGUCGUCGACGCCUCGAUAUUCCCUGCCCAUAUCACCACCAACCCUACAUCAUACAUUGUCACGGUCGCCGAGCACGCUGCAGUCAAGAUCCUCGCCUUGAAGUAGACGGACAAACCGAGUUGACAGGCUUGGACGUGUGUUUUCCUUUGUAGAGUUCGGAUGAAAGAGUUUACCGAGACAAAGAGGGAUUUCGUUGUACAUAUUUAACUUCGUAUAUACUUGCUGUUGUAUAUAUCCACCUUCCACUAUCAUA
This is a messenger RNA of Dothidotthia symphoricarpi CBS 119687, 2875 nucleotides long. RefSeq lists its product as uncharacterized. The transcript is spliced from 7 exons. Gene Ontology annotation, molecular function: oxidoreductase activity, acting on CH-OH group of donors; flavin adenine dinucleotide binding. The record is from RefSeq and is a predicted model, not a curated record. Bases 391 to 2727 code for a protein of 778 amino acids. NCBI's taxonomy places the organism in Eukaryota, Fungi, Ascomycota, Dothideomycetes, Pleosporales, Dothidotthiaceae.